Messenger RNA from Lolium perenne, 738 nucleotides. RefSeq lists its product as uncharacterized. Gene Ontology annotation, cellular component: respiratory chain complex I. The record is from RefSeq and is a predicted model, not a curated record. Lineage: Eukaryota; Viridiplantae; Streptophyta; Magnoliopsida; Poales; Poaceae.
AGACCGGAAGGGGAUCGAGACACAGAGAGAGAAAGAGAGCCACCGUCUCCUAGGGUUUCCGUCUGCGGCGAUGGCGAUGGCGGCGGCGAGGGCGGCGGCGUCGAGGACCCCGGCGAGGUUCAUGCAGAGCAGGUUCCGCUCCUCCGGCGGGAAGAUGCUCAGCGAGGAGGAGAAGGCCGCCGAGAACGUCUACAUCAAGAAAAUGGAACAAGAGAAGCUAGAGAAGCUCGCACGCAAGGGCCCCAGCACAGGAGAGCAAGCUCCAUCUACCCCAAGCUCUGCAGCAAGCGACAUGAAAGCUGGAGGCGCUGGCCCGACGGCGUCCACAUCCACUGGCGUGUCGACCGACAAGAACAGGAACUUUGCCGUCCUGGCGGGCACCGUCGCUGGCCUGAGUGCCCUGGGCUGGUAUCUCCUGUCCAAGGAGCCCAAGAAGACAGAAGAGGUCGUCGACUGAAGGGACAUGCGGAUGAUGGUCUGCCUAUCAGUUUCAGCAUGGUUUUACUUACUGCGCAUGGACCUGUGUCUCAUUUUGCGAUGAUGAUGAUAAUAAACCGUGAUGUCUCCAGACUGCCUUUUGUAGCCUGAGAAUCUGUGACUGCUAUGAUCUUAGUUCUUCAUUUGCUCUUUCUCGUAAUUGAAACCUAUAGGUUAUGUGGUGCUGCACUGUUGCUGGUUAUAGAGGUGUUUUGGAUGAGGACUGUUUUGAAUGAAUGUGAGCUCGGUUUGCGGUGUCAA